UGUGUGUGUGUUUGGGGGGUGGUGAUGGUGAUGGUGGAGUGGCAGCACACGUCACUGGUGAGGGUGCCUAUAAAUCAUAAGGAAGAGACAAGAGCCAGUCCUCUCCUCCCCUCCCCUCUCUGUGCCUCUCGUCAGCCAAGAGAGCGGGUGCCCCAGCGAACAGAGAGCAUGAGGAGCUCUGAGUGACUGCACACACACACCCACACCCACACACACACUCACACUCACACACACACACUCGCUGGGAUAGGAACAGACUCUGCUACCGGAGCUGCUGCUGCCACUCUCUGUUACUCAGCCUCCGUGCUGAGGACCUGCGGAGGACAUCUCUGUAAACCUACAGCUUCUGCAAGCAACGACACCCACAAGGUCAGUCUCGUCCGCUAUGACCAGGAAAGUGUUCACCAACUCGCGGGAGCGCUGGCGGCAGCACAACGUCAACACAGCCUUCACCGAGCUGCGCAAGCUCAUCCCCACGCACCCGCCCGAGAAGAAGCUGAGCAAGAACGAGAUCCUGCGCUUGGCUAUGCGCUACAUCAACUUCCUGGUGCAGAUACUGGAAGCCCAGAGCGAUGGAGGUGGUGGAGGCAUCCAGCCCUCCGGUCAGUCCCCAGCGUCGCUGCUCAGCUUCCUGCGGGGCAACAUGGAGAGCCUGCAGGCCUCCCGGCCCUGGGCCCUCACCAGUGACACGGAGGCCCCCUCUCCCAGCUCCAGCUGUGACAGCUCUGAGGCCUGGUAGGGCCCGCUAGAGAGCGAGGGAGAGAGAGAGAGAGAGAGAGAGAAGUCCCUGUAAAGCCACAAAGUUCUUUUCAUUUCUGGAGGUCGACUUCAAGGUGACCUCUCUUUAACUGUUAAAGUGAGCAGGAGUGUGCAGAGAAGGAUUGGUUUUUGUGAGGAAUGGAGGACGAUUUGCUGUGGUUUUCAUUUUAUUUACGCACUUGACUUGAAACAUGGACGUCACCUCUACGCUUUUACAUUCACUGUAUUUAUUUCAAGGACACUUUCAUCCAAAGGGACUUCUACAAAGGGCAAGUGUACAUUUUAAUCACUGUGUGUGCGUUCUUCCCGGAAUAGAGCCCUCAACCAUGACUCUGGUACCGCUCUGGUACACCAGUCGAAGGAGGAAAAAACUGGAAACGGGGAAGAUUUUCUUAAUGAUGUGAGACAUUUAAAACCAUCUCUAAAUUAUCUAUUCAAUUUAACUUAAAAAAUAUAUAUAAACAUUUUUAACUGAGAAAUACGAGAUACAUUGACGACCUUAUACACCAGAUUGACCCAGUCCAAUCCCGUGUUUGUGUUAUUUCAUUCUCAUUUUCACAGGACUUGUACCUUGUGACACUGAGUUUUCGUUAGUUUUAUGAUGGUACUGUUGCGGUUCAUUUUAUUACUAAUUUGACAAUCCUACUAAAUUGUGGGUUCAUUUGACACAAGGAUGUUACUUAUUUUUUUGUACAAGUAUUUGUGCUCUUUUGUACAAAUGUCAUAUGGCCAAAGACUAUUAUUUGCCCUUUGUUUUUGUUAUUGUAAUGUAUUUUAUCGUGUUAUGAAAGUGUGUAAAUGUGUAUUGUUUAUUGUUUUUUUAAAACAUAUAAUUUAUUAUUUAUUGUAACUAUUUAUUUGAAACAUGAUUUUAAAAUAAAGAAACUUCUAAA
Molecule: messenger RNA, 1652 nt
Organism: Clupea harengus (Atlantic herring)
Lineage: Eukaryota; Metazoa; Chordata; Actinopteri; Clupeiformes; Clupeidae
Gene: tal2
Product: T-cell acute lymphocytic leukemia 2
Biological process (GO): regulation of transcription by RNA polymerase II
Molecular function (GO): protein dimerization activity; RNA polymerase II cis-regulatory region sequence-specific DNA binding; DNA-binding transcription factor activity, RNA polymerase II-specific
Source: RefSeq, a predicted model, not a curated record